Messenger RNA from Saccostrea cuccullata (small rock oyster), 656 nucleotides. RefSeq lists its product as uncharacterized. Bases 71 to 457 code for a protein of 128 amino acids. The record is from RefSeq and is a predicted model, not a curated record. NCBI's taxonomy places the organism in Eukaryota, Metazoa, Mollusca, Bivalvia, Ostreida, Ostreidae. The transcript is spliced from 3 exons.
UGAAACUUUUCAUUCUUCGGAAACAGUUCAAAGGUCUCAUUGUGACGUCAAUACUAGCCCUCUUAUAAUCAUGGCUGCCAUAUUCGGUGGACUCAUUGUCGGCUCUGUCGUGACAAUAUGUUUAAAAGAUAAACAGAUCUGUAUUAUGUUGGGUCCAAUAUUUCAAUCACUGACAGAAGACGAGAGGAAAACCUGUAACAACAGUGGAAUCCCUGAAGCUUUAGACAAGGACCUUUCCGAUGAACACAUUCGAACAUCUCAGCAGCAAUUGAAGACAGUUUCUGUGUAUGAAGAUGUUCAUGAUGAAGAUGUUUAUAAUCACUUACGAGAGGAAACUGAGUCCAAACCAGAGAGAGAAGAAAGACAUUAUUCAACGAUGCAGGUUUUAUCUUGUCGUGAAGAAAACCCUGAAAAUGCCUUACUUAAUGAAAAUGCUAAAGAUGUUGAUGAAAUUUAAGAAGAUGCAAAUCAAACGAAACAGUUGCAGGCCAACGCUGGAGGACUGAGCUGUAACGAAAUAUCUCCCGAGUGCUCGUGUACAUAUUUUACUCUUGAAAGGAAGUUUUCUUAAAUUUUCAUUUUCAUAAGAUCGCAUUUUUUUAUGAGAAUUGUACUUUACUUCAUGAAGUCUACAGGCAGGAGAGUGUAAUAUACAA